This is a messenger RNA of Triticum urartu, 5211 nucleotides long. NCBI's taxonomy places the organism in Eukaryota, Viridiplantae, Streptophyta, Magnoliopsida, Poales, Poaceae. The record is from RefSeq and is a predicted model, not a curated record.
AUUAUUUAUGCCUGGAUCUAGCUAGUAUCUAUACGCUCCCAAUCCAAGCAACCCAAGCAAGAGCUUCCCAAAGGUAGUAGAGACUAGAGGGAAGAAGAAGAUGUAAGCUAGCAAGAGAGGGUGAGAGUCCACCGUGCAAGCAUGGCCAUGGAGGCGGUGGUCUCAACUUCUUUGAGCGGCAUCAUGUCCUCUCUUGUGAAGUUGGUCGUCAACGAGUGGUGCGUGGAGAAGACCAUGAAGGACGAGCUGACCAACCUCUAUGACGAGCUUAUGAACAUGGACGCUUUCCUUGAGGAUGUCUCCAGCGUGCCGCCGGAUCAGCUCGAGUCGCAGGUGAAGCUCAGGGCCCGCGAGGUCAGGGAGCUGUCGCAUGCCAUCGGGACACACCUCCACUCCUUCAUGGCACGCAUCGAGUCAACCAAGGGCGCCCUCCUUCCUAGCGUGAGCAAGGUGAACAUUCAGCAAGAGAUGGACAGAUACGUCAAAGAAAUCAUGAAGAAGGUGGAGAAGGUGAGUAAACGGUAUGGCCCUUAUCCUUGUAAGAGUGCCCUGGAAAGUACUUCCUCAUUGGAAGUCAGCACACGUAUGUUUGCCACGGACACUAGGGAAUCUAACCAUGUUGGCCUAGAAGGGGCAAUUGCCGAGCUAACCAAGAAGCUGUCCAAGAGUGAUCAUGUCUCCAUUGUCGGGAUGGGGGGGAUGGGCAAGACCACCCUUGCUCGAGCAGUCUACGACAAGAUGAAAGGUGAUUUUGAUUGCGGAGCUUUUGUUCCCAUCGGUCAGAGAGCCGACAUGAAGAGGGUUCUGAUGUACAUCUUCGACGGACUUCACAUGGAGAUCUAUGGUCACGAACCAGACCAACACCAGCUAACCAACCAGCUGCAAAGUUUCCUGGUGGAUAAGAGGUGCUCAAUUGUCAUCGACGAUAUAUGGGAUAAGGAAACAUGGAACUUUGUUGAACUUGUUUUUAAGGGUUGUGCUGGAAUUAAAAUCAUCACCACCACUCGUAACCGAAAUAUUGUCAAAGGAGUUAGUGUCACAGUGUACACAAUGAAACCACUUUCCCCUGCCGACUCGAAAGAGUUGCUCCGAACCAAAGCUCAAGUUAAAAGCCAUGAUGCAGAAUUUGAUACACUGUCAGAUCAAGUUUUGUGUAAAUGUGGUGGUGUGCCAAUAGCUAUCACUAUGAUAGGUGUGUUGCUUGCAGAACAUCAAAGCAAAGAGUGGCAUGGGGUGUAUGAUUCUAUUGGUUUUGAUGAGCACAAGGAGGAUGGGGCUUUCCAGCACAUAAGGAAGGUGUUGUCCUAUAGCUAUUAUGCUUUACCCUAUAAUAUCAAGAGAUGCUUUUUGUACCUAAGCCUGUUCCCAGAAGACCACUGGAUCGAGAAGAAUAUGCUGAUAUGGAGGUGGGUUGCAGAAGGCCUUGUCCCUGAGGGGUCAUUUGAGAUUGGGGAGACCUAUUUCAAGGAGCUAAUGGAUAGGUGCAUGAUCCAGUGGGCAGUGAGCCCUCAUGACCCCAGCCAAGGUGGUUGCCGUGUCCACAUUUUGAUGCUUCGCGUCAUCCGUGACCUGUCAAGCAGCGAGAAUUUCUCCACAGUGUUAGGCCUAGGCAUGAAGCAGGAGAGCAUAUCCAGAACCAUACCCAUUCAUAGAUUAGCCAUCCACGAAGGCGAAGCAAUGGUGGGUCGAAGUCAAAACAGUAGACUGCUGGAAGUGAGGGAGGUGCUGUCAUUGUAUGCCAGCACAUGCCCCGGCAGCAGCUUGCCACCACUCCGGGAGUUUGAAAACUUGCGUGUAAUGGAUCUGGAGAGAUGUGAUUUAUCCUUGAGAGAUUCCAAUCUGGAGCAGCUCGGGAGAUUGAAAGUGCUCAAGUAUGUUGGGCUUGUCGGCAUACACAUGGCCGAGCUCCCAAGGAGAAUAGGACGCCUCAAGCUACUAGAGAUCCUCGACGUGACGGCGACUAGCAUCAGAGAGCUGCCACCGUUCGUCGAGGAGCUAAGGAAGCUUAGGUGCCUGCGUGCUGGCAAGGGCACAAGGAUGAUGGGUCGGGUAGGGAUGCUGACAUGCCUGGAAGAGUUGUGGCUGCACUCGGCGGACAAGUCCCCGGACUUUGCCGCCGAGCUCCAGAAGCUGAGCGAGAUGCGGGCGCUGGUGAUCCACUUGGACGAGGUGGACGAGGGCAUGCAGAAGAAGCUGGUGGUGUCCCUGCAUAAACUGAGGAAGCUCCAGGUCCUGCAGGUCUGGUCCGACGCAGAGGAGAAGGCACGCCUCGGCGGCCGCGAUUGGGAAGGCAGCGUGCCAUCCUCGCAGCUCCGGCAGCUGCUGCUCUUGGGGAUCAUCCUACCCAGGCCGAUGCCGUGGAUCCACCACUCGCGUGUCCCCAAACUCUCCAAGCUGGUGCUGCAGGUGGAGACCCUGGAGGUGCAACAUGUGCAGAUCCUCGGGCAGAUGCCGUCGCUCCGCUCCCUCUGCCUCCACAUCCACUGCUACGGCAACCGUUUGCUGUACACCGCAGGCAAGCACGAGUUCAUGGUGCUGGCAUACCUCUACGUCACCAACAUAGAGCUGAUAUGUGGAGAGGGAGCGCUUCCAAGGAUUCAGGAGCUGGAGGUUGGCGGAAUCAGAGUGGGGACGGACGUUGGUCUGCGGGGGAACAUGCCUCUCCUUGAGAGGGUCAGCUACCAUCUCGACUGCUGGGGUUGCAGUCCCGUGGAGGUGAUCAAUGCAGAAGAAGAGCUAAAGCAGGCGAGCCAAGCCCACCCCAACAGUCCAGUCCUCACUAUAAAGAGAUGGGACGGUGUCGACGUAUGUUCCAUUCCAUUUCAGGGAGCCGCUCAGUUGUCGGAGGAAGCCACCAAGUCAACAAUCAAUCCUCUUCUCUCCGGUGCCUAUGGCCAAAUCCCCCAAGCUGGCUACCUAGAUUGCAGCGGACACACCACCACUAGAGAAAGUCCACACCAUGAAGCCAUGGAGCCAACAAGUCUACCGAUGAUCUUAUUACAGAAAAUCUCAAAUAAUUUCUCCACGAAGAGACUACUUGGUCAAGGCCACCGCAACACUCCAACCCUCACCAUGAAGAGAUCUAACGCCGACGUAUGUUCCCCUUCAUUUCAGGGACCGAGCCGGAGUGGUUCUGAAUAUGAAGGACAAGUCUCUACCAACAGCAUUUCAGCUUGUAUCAGCAACCAGUGUACAACCAAUGUAGAGCCACAUCCACCUCGGGUCGACACGGCCGGCAGUACACUCUCACUGCUUAACAGCACAGAUGGAGCCGCUCUUCUGCUGGAGGAAGCCCCUAAGUCAACAAUCGGCCCUCUUCCCUCCAGUGGCUAUUGCGACACCCCCCAAGCUGGCAACCUAGAUUGCAGCAGGCACACCACCACCGGAGAAAGGUCACCCAGUGAAGCCAUGGAGCUAACAAGUCUAACGAUGACAUUGUUACAAAAAAUCACAAAUAAUUUCUCCAAGGAGCGACUACUUGGUGAAGGCGGAUAUGGAAAAGUUUAUCUGGGUGUGCGUGAUGACGGACAAGAGAUUGCUGUCAAGCUGCUCAAUGCUAACUUGCAAACAAUUGAUAAUGAACAAUUCACACGUGAGUUUCGUAACCUUAUGAUGCUAAAGCAUCAAAACACUGUACGGUUAGUUGGCUACUGCUAUGAAACACAACAUCAACCUAUGGACUUCGAAGGAAGAUUUGUUUUUAGUGAAAGAAUACAUAAAGCCCUUUGCUUUGAGUAUAUGCCUCAGGGGAGCCUUCACGACCGUCUUUCUGAUAAAUGUAAUGUACUUGAUUGGCAAACACGUUACAAAAUUAUCAAAGGGACGUGUGAAGGUGUAAAAUACCUUCAUGAAGGAUUGGAAAAACCAUUUUACCAUCUGGACCUAAAACUGGGCAAUAUACUUCUAGAUGAAAACAUGGCCCCAAAACUUGCCGAUUUCGGUCUGUCCAAGCUCUUCAACGAAGAACAAACCUGCAGGGUGACGCAAAAUUUACGCGCAGGAACUAUUGGAUACAUGCCACCGGAAUACAUAAAUGGAGGCACGGUCUCAAAGAAGUUUGACAUAUUCAGCUUGGGUGUUGUCAUGACCAAGAUAAUUGCAGGGCCUAGCGGCCACACCAAAUGUGCUGAAAUGCAGCAUCAAGAGUUUCUUGAUCAAGUAGAAGGAAAUUGGAGAAAAAGUUUGAAAGAAACAUGGAGUUCUCCCAAGCUACUAGACGCGCAAUGCCGGCAAGUGAAAAUAUGCACUGAGAUUGCACUCAGUUGCAUGAAGACGGAUAGGCACGAAAGGCCAAGUAUAGUGGAUAUCAUAAAUGACCUUAACGAGACUGAAACUUUUAUUGAAAAUGUUAGCAAUUGUGAACAAGAUCCAUCACUGCUUACUUCCACUUCAAAUAGUGUUCAACCUGCAGCAUCACCUCCACCUUCAACACAAUCUCCACCACCUUCUCCAACCAGUGGCGGAGGCAGGAAUAGUAAAUUUAUGAUCUCGAGGGGGGCCCAAUUAACGAAACAUAACAAAAAGUUUACUGUUCACGCCCAAAAUGCAAAGAAGUGGCUAAUGUCGGGGAGGGCCGGGGGCCCUGUUGAUCCCCCCCUGCCUCCGCCACUGUCUCCAACACCAUCUGCCAUUGCCACCCUCUCCAACGUUCUGGCGCUAGGCCAUGAUGAAAUUGAUGUAACGUGGGAUGCUAAAGAUCAAUUCCCUGAUAAUUCCAAAGCUGAGGUGGCAGGUGUAGGAGAGGAGGAGGACCUACCAGUUGAAUCGUCUGCAAGGGUUCAAGAGAUGUUUGGCAAUACAGACUAACUGUCUGGACCCAGAAGGGAAUGAUGUUCAUCGCUGACGCAGAAGAGAAUAUUUCUAGGUUAUCAGGGGCUCCAAUCAGGGACACAGUGCAACCAAGCUACUGCAAAGUGCAAACCAUGUCGAACCUCAGCAACAACGUGACUGAGAAUGAAAGGGAACAUUAGAGACAUCUAGACAUCUGUGACAGACAUCAAUACCUUGUCUUGAAGCAGAGAGUGCAGUUGGCUCAAGCUUAUAAGACCAAUCUCCUUAACAUGGUCUGACCUCAUUAAUGUGUCUUAUGGUAGCUUUCUAAUAAUAUUUUUUUGAUUGAUCAGUAACAGAUAUUAAUAGUGUACUGUUUCAUCAUCAUAAUAAAAUAUAUUGUGCCGCUAAUUCUAUAUGUGAGGCCUGAAGCAUGUGCAC